Molecule: messenger RNA, 1305 nt
Organism: Sporothrix brasiliensis 5110
Lineage: Eukaryota; Fungi; Ascomycota; Sordariomycetes; Ophiostomatales; Ophiostomataceae
Exons: 1
Coding region: 1-1305 (434 amino acids)
Source: RefSeq, a predicted model, not a curated record
AUGGCGCCCACCGUUUUCCGCGGCCUAGUGUCGAGGCUCUCGACGUCGCGGAAUGCGGUGAGCUCGACAAAGGUGUUUGACCACGGCCCGCUGGCGGCUCGGGCGAUUCUCUUGGCUCGUGAUGCAGCGACUACGACACCCGACCCACACGUGGGCGUAACUGCGCCGCAAUCGAUCAACAACAAUGCUAUCUUUGCGCUCUUUGGCAUUCUAGGAGCCGCCAUCUGCGUGGCCAUGAUUUGGUUCUUCUUCUGGGCUAAGAACGGCGGCUUCCACUUUACCAACAACGACUGGGAGGAUUACAAGACGACGGUGCUGCGCCGUCGGGGGCCCAACGGAACGAUCCUGUCAAACGCCACACCCAGCACCGACCUGGGUGGCGGCAGCAUCUACAAGGAUGUCGACGACAACUCGACUGAAGAUGCUUCCACGGUGAUCACCGGCGUGACCGGCAUAACGGAGUCGACUGCGAUGUCAGGUAUCACGGCCGGCGUCAGUGACAUUAUGGGCCGCGAGAAGCGCCGCAAGAAGAAGGAGCAUCGUGACCGCGAAAAGGAACGGCGCCGCGAGGAAAAACACAACGAGAAACUCCGCAAGAAGAACGACGGCAAGUCGCGGUCCAGCCGCAAGGUCAACGAGGACGGUGUGGUCGACGAGAUGGCCGAGGCCAACGCCCAGGCCCACCUGCGCGACUACCGUCACGAGAAGGUUGCCCGCGUGGGCGGCAUCAACAAGGCCAGUGACAGCUCGCAGUGGGACGGCUCCAACCCGAGUGCGUCGUCGGCCGCGACCGAGAGCACGGUGACGUCGGAGCUCAUUUCGAACCGCGAACACACGCCGACCAACACGCCAACCAAGAAGGGCAUCCGCAAGGUGUACAGCACAGCUGACCGCAAUGCUGCCCGUGAGCAGGAGCGUGUCCGCGCGGAGGGCCGGCGCCUACAAGAGCGGGGCCAGCGCGCCUCUCACUCAUACGCGGCGUCUGCCGCGGCGAGCAGCAACCGUCGCGACUUUAGCUGGCAGUACGGCGAGGAUGCAAGCACACCGCUGCGCCAGAUUGACGAGGGCGAGGGCACACAGGCCGGCGGCGACGGCCGGUCGCAAGUUCCCGGUGCGUGGACGGAUGCUGGCCAGUCGGAGAGCGACCUAGGCACCAAAUCGUACCGCCACGUCAUUCCCGGCCUGUCGGCACCCAGUGCGUACUCGGGCAGCUCGAGCGUUGUUUCCGAGACACAGGACUUUGCCUAUGCCGAGGAGAAGAGAAAGCGUCGCCAAGAGCGCAACGGGGGCUACCGCCGCGGUUGA